GCGCCCCUCAUCCUGAGCCCGCCCCUUUGCCACCCCGCCGAGCGACUGCUUCCGGGUCUCAGACUGAAUUGGCGGGGAGCGGAGCUGGAGGAAGCGGAUCCCUGCAGGCAGAUGAGGCCUUGCUGAAGAGAUGGACAGCCAGAUUCCUUACGAUGACUACCCAGUGGUUUUCCUGCCCGCCUAUGAGAAUCCACCAGCAUGGAUUCCUCCUCAUGAGAGAGUAUACCACCCAGACUACAACAAUGAGUUGACCCAGUUUCUGCCCCGAAUUGUCACACUGAAGAAGCCCCCGGGAGCUCAGUUGGGAUUUAACAUCCGAGGAGGAAAGGCCUCUCAGCUAGGCAUCUUCAUCUCCAAGGUGAUUCCUGACUCUGAUGCACAUCGAGCAGGACUUCAGGAAGGGGACCAAGUCCUAGCUGUGAAUGAUGUGGAUUUCCAAGAUAUUGAACACAGCAAGGCUGUUGAGAUCCUGAAGACAGCCCGUGAAAUCAGCAUGCGUGUCCGCUUCUUUCCCUACAAUUAUCAUCGCCAAAAGGAGAGGACUGUGCACUAGAGAGUUGUAACCCGCAGCCAUCCGCAUGGAAUCUUUGAGAAGAAGUUGGCUAGGCCUCAGGGACUCUACUCUCUACUCUCAGCCCCACCCUGGCAGAAUGGAGUGGGGAGGAUGGGGAGAGAGUGAGGCCCUGCAUUGAGCCGGCUGGACAACUGCAUUCCCCACAUUGUACUGCACUUUAGUUCCCUAGUUUUCUGGGUGAGCUCCAUUCCCUAAAAGGAGAAGGAUGAUGAUGCCUAGGUAUAGCCUAGCCUGUGGAGAGCCCUACUUGAAAAGGCAACUGACAUUUUAAAAAUACUGUGUGCUGAGUAAUUAUCCAUAUGUCAUAUCAUUUUCAUUAGAGUAUAUAAAUCAGUAGAAAAAAGAAUCCUGGGGGGCCUGGCAUCUCAUCCCAUCCUUAUAUUACCAGUCUCAUAUACUCCGGAGACUCCAGUGGAACCCUGUUUUUUACCCCCUUUCUUCUCCUGUCCUCUCCCCCAAAAAGUAAAAUGCAAUGCUGAAGCAA
Messenger RNA from Manis pentadactyla (Chinese pangolin), 1058 nucleotides. RefSeq names its product PDZ domain containing 11 (gene PDZD11). Gene Ontology annotation, cellular component: cell-cell junction; basolateral plasma membrane; synapse. Gene Ontology annotation, biological process: maintenance of epithelial cell apical/basal polarity; neurotransmitter secretion; protein localization to basolateral plasma membrane. Bases 131 to 553 code for a protein of 140 amino acids. Gene Ontology annotation, molecular function: protein binding. NCBI's taxonomy places the organism in Eukaryota, Metazoa, Chordata, Mammalia, Pholidota, Manidae. The record is from RefSeq and is a predicted model, not a curated record. The transcript has 7 exons.